This is a messenger RNA of Scaptodrosophila lebanonensis, 2403 nucleotides long. It is a transcript of the gene Regnase-1, whose product is annotated as probable ribonuclease ZC3H12C. The record is from RefSeq and is a predicted model, not a curated record. Gene Ontology annotation, molecular function: mRNA binding; RNA endonuclease activity. Bases 159 to 1856 code for a protein of 565 amino acids. NCBI's taxonomy places the organism in Eukaryota, Metazoa, Arthropoda, Insecta, Diptera, Drosophilidae. Gene Ontology annotation, cellular component: nucleus; cytoplasmic ribonucleoprotein granule. The transcript has a single exon.
GGAAGUCGCGCACAAAUGUAAAUAGACACUUCUUGCUAAAUACAUGAAAUUUAAAGCGAAAAACGGCCAACAAGUAAACGCCAGAAAAUAUACACGCUUAAAUAAUUGAAACGCAUAUUUGGCUAAAGCGGCAGUGUGCAACAAAACGUGUAAAUUAAAUGCGCAUUAAAAUGAAUUGUGCUGAAGUGCAAGAACAACAACAAAAACAGCAGCAACAACAAAAGCAGCAGCCCCAGAUUAACAACAACAACAAGUUGGAAAGCAGCGAUGAUGACGCUGACGAUGAGGAAAGUUGCAAGACGGCGAGGCAGGCAACAACAACCGGACCAACAGUUACAGAUGAUGAACGAAAAAAUCUGGAAUUUGCACAAAAGUUGGGCUACAGCGAGCAAUCUAUACACACGGCCCUCACACGCCUUGGAGCGCAGGCAAAGCAGAAUGAGCUACUGGCCGAACUCAUCAAACUGACCGCGGAUGCGCCCCGACCAGCAGCGCCAGCAACAACAAAUCACAACAGCAACACAAACAACAACAGUAGUGGAAACAGCACUUCACCCGCCCAGCAGCUACGUCACAUAGUCAUCGAUGGCAGCAAUGUGGCCUUGGCCCAUGGGAAUAAUACGCUCUUCUCCUGCCGUGGCAUUCGCAUCUGUGUGGAUUGGUUUCGUCAGCGCGGACAUCGCCACAUCACCGCUUUCGUACCGAAUUGGCGCAAGGAGUCGGCGCGCACCAACAUGGCCAACAAUAAUAUUACGGAACAGGAGCUACUCUAUGAGCUGGAACGUGAACGCGUGCUGGUCUUUACACCCUCCCGCCAUUUGGAUGGUGGCAAGCGUGUCGCCUGUUACGAUGAUCGCUAUAUUCUGAAGCUGGCGGCCGAAACGGAUGGCAUAGUGGUGUCCAAUGACAACUAUCGGGAUCUGUUGCUGGAGAAUAGCGAGUAUAGGCGUGUGGUGCAGGAACGUUUGCUGAUGUACUCGUUUGUAAAUGAUCGUUUCAUGCCGCCAGAUGAUCCCUUGGGACGUUCCGGACCCACGCUGGAUAUGUUCUUGCGCGCACAGACGCAACAAAAAAUGGCCGAUGCCCAGCAAUUGUGUCCGUAUGGCAAAAAAUGUACUUAUGGCCAGAAAUGCAAGUUUCGUCAUCAGUCAAUGGCGGGACGCGUGCCUCUGCAGGCUUCACAUAGCGCUCCAUUGCACAGUAAUGGACAUCAUCUGAAUGGCGGUCUACCGCCACCUGCCACAAACAACAACAACAGCAGUAGUAGUGGAAGUGGCAGCAACAACAACAAUGCCAAGCUAUCGGUAUUGAGCAAUCGCGAGCCAUUGGGACGCACCAAAUCGAAUACGAUUGAGCAACAGCUUUGCCAAGCCUUUAGUAGUCAAUUGGACUGUGAACCCAUGGAGAAUAGGCAUAAGAAGGUGCACCGACAACAGGCGCCAGCAGCAUCUUACCGUCUACUCGGACCAACAUAUAGCGCUCCCUUAAUGCCACCGCAGCCAGUGCCGCCAUCGAAUAACUAUUCUCCACAACAGCACCAACAACAGCAGCACCUGCAUUCUCAUCAACACUUGACACGCACACCCUCGGCACCAGCCACAGAUGCUUCAUCCGCCUCCAAUCAAUCGCCAUCGCUCGCUUCGCUCUCGCCAGCCCAUAAUUUUGGUCACCUCUCCGCCUCCGAUUCUCGUCUGAAUGAAGAACUGCAGCGCGAGGAGAAGCGACGACUGUUGCGCUACCAUCUGAGCAGCCUCUUUCCCCAGCACCAAGUGCAUGCAGUGCUCCAAAUGUAUCCCGAACAAACGGAUGCGAAGGCCAUUUGUGCAGCUAUACUUAAUUUAUUUCCGCAUAAUUAAUUAGACUAGGACUUAGUGUUAAAGUUAUUUAAGUACAUAUGUGUAUCUUUAUUAAUGUGCAGUUUACAACUUAUAAGUGAUGGACGCUAAAUCGAACUGAAGAUGGGAAGUUUUGCAAGCUAUCGAUAUUUUGAGACUUAACCCAUUCCCAGCCAUUGUACCUGCUUGGGUACAAGAAAUUGAACAUUUUCGUAAACUGUAUUUCCAAGCAGAAACAAAAAUUGCACAAAUAUAUUACGCAGUUUUUUAUAUACAAAAUGUGCUCUAUAGGGAUAUGAAAGGAAAGUAGAGAUUACGUAUAACGGCAAUCAGAAUUUUGCGUUUAGUACUUCGAUCAAUUUUCUAAUUUUGAGUGUAUCAGUGUGAAGUUGAUUGCAUGUGAAGCAUGUGGAUCGGUUAAAUAAAAACAAAUCCUUUGAUUUGCAUAUUAAAAAACGUUUAUUUUUCAAAUUUGAAAUUUUUUAAAGACUGCGAAGUCAAAAGGUAAUGUACUAUUUAUAAAAUUUUAUAGAAAGGCAUCAAAACACAACCUUCUAUGCCUUAUACU